AUGAGUUGAAUAGCGAUGGAAAGAAAUACUCUUCCCUUCAUAUUAAUUUUCACAUUCUUUUCUUGGAUUGUAAAAGUAAUUUAAAAGAACCAAUUUUUGUGCCAAAAGUAGAUGAAGUAAUAAUUUUUUUAUUUAAGAAAGCAAAAGGCUUUUUUUUUUUUGGGCGAGAAAGGAGUAUAUGUAUAAACCAAUUGAAGCGCUAGGCUAGCGGUGUUUCACUCAGAGCCAGCUCUCUACUCUACUCUAUCUAUGAAGAAGAAUAUGUCCAAAGGUUGCUCCUUCAUUUUCUUCGCCCUACUUUGGACAUUAUGUGGGGCUCAAAUGCGCGGCGGCGCCCCCGCCCCAGCCCCCGCCGGCGGCGCAACAUGGUGCGUCGCAAAGGAGAACGCGACGGCGGAUGCACUCCAGCGGGCGACGGCUUGGGCCUGCACGGAGGGCAGCGUUGACUGCAGGCAGGUGGGGCCCAAUGGAGUCUGCAAGAACAUCAGCGCCUGGAAAACCACUUCCUUCAUAUACAACAGUUACUAUAUUCAAAAUCCCAGCGACGUGGGGAGGUGUUAUUUCAAUGCCACCGCUAUGCUCACUCAUCUCGACCCUAGCAUUGUGGAGUGCCGAUUUCCAAGCGCUGCUAAUGGCACCCAAUUCAUGGCUUUUGGACCGUCACCGAGGCGCAGUGCCGGUUUCGAUUAUAUAAACUCUUCGGUAAGAUUGGGAAAUUACGUCCGAGGUUGGGUCACUGUAGUCCUGUCAUUCCCAAUUCUCUUUGUACUUAUGAUCGUCUAAUAAGGAAGUGGGAGUUGGUUCAUACAAUUUGUCAAGUGUUCAAUGCAAUCCCACUACACAUAGGGUAUUGUGCAAACGAAUUUUUGUAAACGUUUAACAUUGUGGUGCAUGUGUAUACUUUGGAUUACUUUCCUUCACUUAUGUUCUCGAUGGUAUUCACAUUCUUUUCUUGUUGUUAUGUCACAAAAUGUAACCUUAUUUAUACGGAGUACAAUGAAAUUCUUUAAUGAAU
Cuscuta campestris is the source of this 1015-nucleotide messenger RNA. The record is from the annotation of a GenBank genome assembly. Lineage: Eukaryota; Viridiplantae; Streptophyta; Magnoliopsida; Solanales; Convolvulaceae.